This is a messenger RNA of Xenopus laevis (African clawed frog), 14484 nucleotides long. RefSeq names its product dachsous cadherin-related 2 L homeolog (gene dchs2.L). Lineage: Eukaryota; Metazoa; Chordata; Amphibia; Anura; Pipidae. The record is from RefSeq and is a predicted model, not a curated record. Bases 971 to 11533 code for a protein of 3520 amino acids. The transcript has 20 exons.
AGCUCCCUGCAUUUUCUACCUGUGAUUAAGUGGACUGAUCCAGUCACCCUGUUCAGCCAUAAUUACUACUGGCACGGACUGAAUAUGCCCUAUUGCACUCAUAUCGGUAUAUGUGGCCCCCAACAAUAGUAAUGCUUCAAUGUUGCCGGUGCAGCCGAGCGUCUCCAUUUGUUCUGAACGCGCACUGCAGUCUCAAUGCUCCGCUUGCGCUCACAGUACAGUAUAUGAGUGUGUGGAGCUUGGCUGCCCAGAUAGAGAAGUAGUAAGCGCUCUGUACUGCAGCACUGCUCUGUGGAAGGAGCGAGCUUUGUCCUUGCCUGGGGAUCACGUGUCCAGCAGCAGCAGCAGCAGCAGAGAGCGCUAGACAGGCAGAGCGAGGCACAGAUUGUCAGUAGAGGGAGGAGGAAGCACUGCGGGGACGGAGUUGCCCCACAGUCUCUCACACACUUGUUAUUCCUAUCAACUUUUUGCCUGCCUUUUUUCUCUCCUGCUAUCACUUAUCUUGCCCCCAGGGGAUUUCAUUCCGUUCCUCUGCCCAAUAAAGAGAGAAGGAGGGAGAGGACAGCAAUGCAUAAAAAGGCAGUCCUGCACCUGACCUGAUCGCUGGGAAAAAAAACUACACACACCAAGCAAAAGAAAUCCAGAUGUGAAUGGAAAUACUGGGAAUUUUUUUUACUCUGUGUAAAGGACAAGAAGACAGACAGGAUACAGCUUUUUUUUUUCUUGGAUCUCUGGACUGAAUUAGCAGAGCCUGCCAGGUCAUCUGGACUUUAAAAUAUAAAUCCUCAGAAUAUAAAAUUGGACUUUACAUACUGGAGAAACUGGGAAACGUCUGGAGGAGUUGGGGGAUUGUGCAGCCCCCACAAGACUUCCUCAGUCAAGGGACCUAUGUGCAUGGCAUAGUCUGACGCUGAAUGAAAGGAAUACACCUGGAUUAUUGUUGUAGGAGCAGGAUAGGGGUCCUAUCAGUAUGCAUUCAUUAGGAAGCAAGAGGAAUGGGGAGAAAGUCAGGACAGAGUGCCAGCUCUUCAGCACCUUCACUCUGCAGCUGGUGCUACUAUUGAUCUGCUCAGAAUGCUGCUGUAGGGCUCAGGUGUACAACCUAAGUUUGGCAGUAGAUGAGGGGCUGCCCCCUGGUACGUUAGUGGGGGACAUCCGUGCAGGACUUCCAGAGGGAAGCCCAGGAGAAGGCUUUUUCCUGUCAGAGGAAGAUGGAGAGUCCCUUGUUCUAAAGGACUUCCAGGUGGACUCAGAGACCGGCAUUGUAAGUACAUUACGGGUUCUGGAUAGGGAGAGAAGGGAACGAUACAGCUUUGUGGCAGCUACACUGCAAGGGGAGGUGCUGCAGGUGGAGAUCCUUGUAAGGGAUGUAAAUGAUCACUCUCCAGCCUUUCCUGUACUCUCCUUGCAGUUACAGGUCUCUGAACUCACUCCACCUGGUACUUCCUUUAGACUGCCCGCAGCCUGGGACCCUGACACUGGAGAACAUGGACUAAAGGGGUAUGUUUUAUUAAGGGGUAGCCAGGAUGAAGCUUUUAUUAUCAGGUAUGGACAUGGAAAGCAAGGUUCAGGGUCUGAAAAGGAUUUGCCUAUCUGGGGGCAAACUGGGGAACUUAGUGAUAGAGCGCAUGAUAACAGAGCAAGAGUGAGUAGAAGUGUUUGGGAAGAGGCUAUAGAAGAGGAACUGUGGGGUGUAAGUGGAACCACAAUGUCUAAAAGUAAAUCAGCAGAAAGCCAAAAAUUCACUGAAUAUAUUGAUCUAGGACAGGCUGAAAGAAGAUUAGAGUUUAGUGCACAUGCUACUACUGAAGGCAAUGUACAUGGUGCGGUUAGAGGCCUUAUACAGGAAUUAGAUACCAAAAGUCAAGACCAUGGUUUUGAUUCUACUGCCCAUUGGCAGGAUUAUGUUUCUGAGCUACAUGUAAAUAAAUUUGCCGCUAGUUCUGAGAGACACAGGGAUAGAGAGGAAGAAAGUUCCCAUGAAGAGGGAAUGGGAGAAGGGGUUGGAGCUGACCCUGCUCUCCAUCCUCUUGAUCUGGUAUUGAUACAAUGGCUAGACAGAGAAGAACUCGACAAUUACCAAUUAGAGGUGGAAGCUUUUGAUGGAGGUAAUCCUAGAAGGACUGGAAGGCUAAUUGUUGACAUUGUUGUAAUGGAUGCUAAUGACAAUCCCCCAGUUUUUGACCAGCUGGAGUAUAAAGGAUGGGUAUGGGAAAAUACCCCUAUAGGUACUUCUGUAUGUAUUGUUCAUGCUACUGACCCAGACUUGGGUAGUAAUGGGGAGGUUAGGUACAGUCUACGAUAUGGGGAGGACUACUUCACUGUAGAUGAAGAGAGUGGUGUAAUUAGUGUAAGUGGGCCCCUGGACAGAGAGCAAAGAUCUCUUCAUCAGCUUGUGGUGCAAGCAAGAGAUAGUGGUGACCAGCCUGAGGUUACAAGUAUUUUGCUAACAGUGAAGGUGCUAGAUAUUAAUGAUAAUAGCCCAGGCAUACACAUCACACUUAUCACUGAAAGUGGUAGGCCUGAGGUUUCUGAGGGUGCUCGAAUUGGGGAGUAUCUAGCUAGAAUAUUUGUGUCUGACCCUGACUUGGAGUCUGAAGAUGAAAUUUGGGAAGAAGGUGGUAGAGAUGGAAGGCUGACACAGGAAAAUGCAGAAAAGAUAGAGAGAUGGCCAGAAGACCCUAAAACACAAAGGGUGACAGCAAAGAUUAGUGAUGAGAAAGAUAAUGCGAUGCGCCACUCAAUAUCAAAUUUAGAACCACUGAAUAUGAGAACACAAACUCAAACAUCUCUGAACAAAGAAACUGAACAUACAAUGAGUAGUGGACAACCAGAUGAAAAUGUGUAUGAUAGACAGGUGGAGAAAAAGUGGCGUGUAUCUAGUGAGCAACAGCGUGUGUUUGUCAAGCUGGAGGGUGAGGAGGGCUCCUUUUCUCUUCAGCCUGCUGGACCCCAACUUUUUUUCUUAUGUGUUGAGGCACCUCUGGACCGAGAACUAAAGGACAUUUAUGAGUUGCAAAUACUUGCUUGGGAUACCGGUUCCCCUCCACUAAAAAGUCACAGGACAUUGCUUUUACAUGUCACAGACUUGAAUGACCAGCCACCCAUAUUCUUGCAUCCAGAAGGAUACCAAGCCAUUAUAUCUGAGGCUACAUCAAUUGGAACUGACAUAUUAAGACUUAAAGCUCAGGACUUGGAUGAAGAUGGCCCAAACUCAAGGGUAACUUACUCUCUCCAGGAGAGCCCAAAUUCUUCAAAAUUCAUCCUGGAACCAGAUACUGGAGUCCUGAGCAUUGCACAAUCAUUGGAUCAUGAAUCAGAUCCUGUACUGAAUCUGGUAGUGGUAGCAACGGACCAUGGUAGUCCUCCUCUCUCUUCCAGUUGUACCAUCACUAUAACUGUGGAAGAUACCAAUGACAAUGAGCCAAUCUUCUUGCAACAAUUCUACAAUGUAUCCCUCCAGGAACAUGCUGCGUUAGGAUAUUGCUUCCUUCAGGUUAAAGCCACUGAUGCUGACUCGGGUCCCUUUGGCCAAAUUCACUAUUCUGUCCAUGAUGGAUUUCAUAAUGCCAAGGAAUCACAAAGCUUUUCGAUUGACCCAGAUUCUGGACGUAUCUGUGUAUCCAGUGAUAUGGACAAGGAAAAUGGACCAGCUAGUUAUGAUCUUCUUGUCAAAGCAGAAGAUGAGGGUGGGCUAAGUGCCCAAGCCUUCGUUCGAGUUGACAUUGAAGACAUAAAUGAUAAUGCCCCCGUGUUUGAUCCUUCUACAUACGUGACAAGCAUUAGCAGCCACACCCAGCCAGGAACAGAGAUCCUAAAUGUCAUGGCCACAGACAGAGAUAAAGGAUUGUUCGGUGAAGUGACUUAUGAACUUCUAUCAGGAGAACACUCGUCUUUGUUUACCAUUGACUCAUCUACAGGAAUUAUCUAUCUGAUCUCUGUGCUUAGCCAGUUGGAAGAUUCCUGGGUGUCCUUGUCUGUAGCUGCUCGGGACAAGGGUGGUCUUAUUUCGGCUGUGAAUGCUGCCGUCACCAUGAACAUCCUGAAAACUGCCACGGCUCCUGCAAUAUUUGAAAAGUCCCGAUACACAUUUGUGAUUGCAGAAGAUGUGCCGACAGGUAGUGCUGUUGGUACAGUCAAAGCUAGAGAACCUUUAAAUUCACUGGAGCCAAUUUCGUACAGGAUAAUAUCUGGGAACGUGCAUCAGAUGUUUAAUAUCCACUCUCAGUUUGGUAUCAUCAGAACACAAAAGGAGCUGGAUUUCGAGUCUUUGCAACUGGCGGUGCUCACGGUUCAUUCGCAAUUGGGCAGCUCUUCUGUCUUCAGCAGUACUCAAGUCAACAUUACCAUUACAGAUGUUAAUGAUAACCCACCAGUAUUUUCCACUGAGUAUGAAAGGAUAACUGUGCACCAAAAUACGUCUCCUGGAACUGCUCUAUAUAUUGCUCAGACAACAGACAUUGAUAGUGGAUUCAAUGGACAGGUCUCAUACAGUAUUGCAAGUGAACAUCAAGACCUUUUUAUGAUUGACUCUACCAUUGGUAUUUUGUACUUGAACUCUUCAUUGGCGGCUGGAAGCGAACAUGUUCUUCAUAUAUUGGCAGAGGAUUAUGGCCAUCCUGUCCUCAGUUCUCUUCUUACAUUGAUCGUUACUGUGGAGCAAAAAGAGCAAGUGAAUACUUUGACCUUUGUUAACUUGGUGCACCAGAUAGAAAUAAGUGAAACCCUUCCGAUUUAUUCCCAAGUACUUCAAGUGAAAGCCUAUACUCAUCAGCAAAGUACUUCAUGUAAAAUAAUGUAUUCCUUAAGCCCAGGUAUUGAUUCAGCUCCAUUUGGAAUCCACCAGAGCACUGGAUGGAUCUUUUUGCGCCAAACCGUGGACUAUGAAAAGUCUAAAACCCACAAUCUUAAAGUGGUAGCAACAAGCAUUGACCAUGAAGCCCAGCAAACUGCAACAGCUUCUGUCAUUGUGAAAAUACUUGACGAAAAUGAUAACUCUCCUUCUUUUGAUCGUACAACUCAUUUUUUCACUGUCAGUGAAAGCCCAGUCCCCCAUGGUGUGAUAGGCUCAAUUCAAGCAGUUGACCGAGAUUCUGGCACUAAUGGACAUCUAUCAUAUUCCCUCUUGUCUGAAGGAAACGAUUUCCUUAUUAGUUCCAAGACAGGUGAAAUUAUAAAUUGUGCUGUAUUAGAUCGUGAACGGAAAACACACCAUAAGCUCAACGUAUUAGUGACUGACAAUGGAUCACCACGUCGCAAUGCCACAACCACGGUUUACAUUUUAGUAGCUGACCUAAAUGACAAUAAGCCUUAUUUUCCUCAGUUACCUUUAGGAAAACAGCUUCACAUCAAGGUCAUGGAAGGCCAAGCAGAACCUAUGCUGGUGGCAGCAGUAUAUGCAAAGGAUCCAGAUGCCGGGAACAACGGAACAAUUGUGUACUUCUUUGCCUCAGAUGAAAGUUUUGGUCAUUUUGUUAUUAAUGCCAGUACUGGUGAAAUAUGGACAACCCAGGCUCUUUCUGCAAAGCUAAGGCCACAGUAUGGACUAACUGUAACAGCAAGUGAUCAAGGCACCCCUCCGCUGGUGGAGCACGCAGUUGUUAAUAUUGAGGUUAUUCCAGCAUUUAAAGAGAAAUCUAAGAUUUAUUCCAAAAUAAGGAAACUGAAAGUGCCUGAAAAUACCUAUCCUACCCACAAAAUUGGCUCUGUAAUCUCUCCUGAAGAAACGUGGUUAUUGAGCAAUAGAAUACAUUACAGGCUUACUGAUGAAGAACACAAGGAGCAUUUUGUAGUUGACAGUUCCACCGGAGAUGUAUAUGUUUCUAGACAUCUAGAUUUCGAAACAACUUCAUACCAUGGAUUAAGCAUUGACAUGCAAGAGAGUGAUAAGAUAUCUCCUCCAAAUAUUUCUGUUUUCCUUACCAUUUAUAUAGAAGACAUAAACGACCAUCGUCCAUUGUUCCCUGAUCACUUUUUAGUUUUAGGUAUUGAUGAGGAUGUACCUGUUGGAACUCUUUUAUAUACCUUUAAAGCUAAUGACAAAGACGGCACUUUACAGAAUAGCAGGAUAAGGUAUACCGUAGACAUUCUCGGAACUGGACAGAAUCCAUUUUUUAUCCAUGAAUGGGACGGUGCCUUGACUACCGCCACUGAACUGGACCGAGAGACUGCAGAGUCAUUUGUUCUUACAGUAACAGCAACAGAUCAAGCUGCCAACAUAUCACAUCGCCGAUGGAGCUCAUUAAUUGUUAGGAUUAUCAUUCAGGAUAUCAAUGACAGUCCUCCACAGAUUGUAUCAUUGCCAGUUGCCCUAGUUAUGGAAGAUGCACACAUUGGCUCUCUUGUUCAUCGUGUUGCAGCUGAGGAUCCAGAUGAGGGAAGAAAUGGAAAAGUAGGAUUUCACAUUAAAGAUGGGAAUGCACGGCAGGUCUUCCUUUUGGAUGAAACAACAGGAUGGCUGACCUUACACUCUAAAGUAGACCGGGAAGUCCAAGACCAUUAUAUUUUGACCAUCUUAGCCUUGGAUGAUGGAAUCCCGUCCCAUUCUGCAACACAGACAUUAACAAUCAGUCUUAUUGAUGUCAAUGACCAGACACCAACAUUUCCGCAAGGUCUGUAUGAGGCUGCUGUUCCAGAAAAUGAAGAUCCUGGACUAUUUGUCAUAAAAGUGACAGCUGUGGACUAUGAUUUGGGAAACAAUUCCGUCCUCACAUAUGAGAUUAUGCCAGGACCGGCGUAUGGACAUUUUCGAAUGAAUCAGGAAACCGGGGAGUUAGUAACUGCAACUGUUUUUGAUAGAGAACAACAGGAUCAUUUUGUCAUUGAAGUGCUUGUGAAAGACGAUGGAUCCCCUCCACUUUCCAGCACAACAGCCAUUCUGUGCUCAGUAUUAGAUGAAAAUGAUCACACCCCAGAGAUUUUAUUUCCUGAUGUCGAGAUUCGGGUCCACGAGAACCAAGAUCUGGGAAUUAUUCACACAGUGCUGGCUGCUGACAAAGAUGCAGGAAACAAUGGCCGCGUUCAUUUCCAAAUAACUGAUGGAAACAUGGGCGGAUACUUUGCUAUUAAUAACACAUCAGGACAGCUAUGGGCCACCCGCACCUUAGAUAGAGAGGAUGUCAGCAGUUUUACCAUUACUGUGGAAUGCCGUGACCUGGGCAGUCCUCAUAGAAGCACCAUUGCCAAGCUUCGCAUUACAGUCUUGGAUGAAAACGACAAUCCACCUAUGUUUCCUAAGGGCCAAUACCGCACAUCUGUCAGGGAGGAUUUAAAGAUUGGAUCUGCCGUUCUAAAACUUCAGGCUUUCGAUGCAGAUGAAGGAUUAAACAAGGAAAUUGUGUACUCUUUAAUCGAUGACACUCGGGGUGCUUUUAGUAUAAACAGGACAACUGGAGAUAUUGUGACUUUAAGAACGUUGGAUAGAGAAGUCAAACACCAGUAUGUAUUUAGGGCUGUGGCAUGUGACUGCAGUUUACAUAACCCAAAAAGUGCCACUGUAAAAGUUCUGGUGUACAUAGAAGAUGUCAAUGACAAUAGUCCAGUUUUUACAGAAAAUCCCAUUCAUGUUCGUAUCUCGCCUAAAAUACCAGUGAACAAGACUAUAGCUAAUGUACAUGCCAGCGACAUGGACUUGGGUCUGAAUGGUACAGUGAUCUAUACUUUAGUAAAGCCUAAUUCAUUCUUUUACAUUACCCGGGAUAAGGGCGAAGUGAAACUACAAAUGCCCCUCCCAGCUGAAUUCAGUAGUACAGUUCUCCAAAUGGAAGCUUCGGAUCUGGGCGUCCCGUCGAACACGGUCACAGGUUUAGUGAUCAUUGAUGUACAAGGCCUGGAUAAGGAAAUUGCCUUUGUGCACAACAUUUAUGAAGCCAUUAUUCUGGAAAACAGUGCAGCAGGAACUUCAGUUGUGACUGUAAAAGCCCUCCAUCAUAAUCCAAAUGGAGAAAUAAUACACUACACAGUUUUCAGUGGAGAUAAAGAAGGGGCUUUUAAGUUAAAUCCUAUAACAGGAGACCUUAUAGUAAAAGAACCCAGGCUCCUUGAUUUUGAAGCUGUCAAUAAAUUCAAUCUAAUCAUCUCAGCUGAAAGCAGUCAGUAUGUCACAUACUGCAGAGUAACCGUCUUCAUCCAAGAUGACAAUGACAAUGUCCCUGUGUUUGACCAACUGAAUUAUAUAUCAUUUGUAUUAGAAGGCCAACCCUACAACACGUUUGUAAUCCAGGUUUUUGCUGCAGAUGCAGACAGUGGAAUAAACGGGCAGAUUGAUUAUUCAAUAAUUAGUGGUAAUGAGAACAAUGCGUUUGUUCUUGAUUCAAGGCAUGGCACUCUUUCAACCAAUGUAAUUCUUGAUCGGGAAAUAAAAUCUUCCUACAGAUUGACUAUUCAGGCAUCUGAUCGAGGUUCUCCCAGUUGCUCUUCAACAAGUGUAGUCACAGUAUUGAUUCUGGAUAUCAAUGACAAUGCACCCACAAUUCCCCCUAUGAAUGCUGUGUUCAUUCCAGAAGAUGCUGCUCCUGGAUACAACAUUGGAAAUAUUUCUGCAAAUGAUGUGGACUUGAGGCCAGACGUGUCAUAUAUUUUUACAGAGAAUGGAAAUCCAGGUUUAAAAUUUGCCAUUGAUAGAUUUUCUGGAACUAUAACACUAAUAGAGUCAUUAGAUUAUGAAAAAUCAACUCAGCACUGUCUAAGGAUUCAAGCCUCUGAUUCAGUAUAUUAUACAGAGGCAGAACUUAUGAUUGAGGUUCUGGAUGUGAAUGACAAUCCACCCGUCUUUACUCAGAAUAUAUAUAAGGUCACAUUGCCAGAAUUAACUGAGUCAAACACAUUUAUUACAACUGUAUCAGCUACAGACAAGGACUCUGAGACCCACGGCCCUAUCACUUACAAGAUCAUUUCACCCUUAAAAGGGUUUGCUAUCAACACAACAAGCGGCUCUGUAUACACGGAUUUGCCUUUGGGAACAGAGACUAAAAGUACAGAGAUUAAAAUUUUGAUAGAAGCCAAGGAUAAUGGCGACCCACCAUUAACUUCCACUGCAGUGCUGUCUGUUCUUAUACUCGAUGUCAACAACUACGCCCCAACAUUUUCUGAGAACAUUUACUAUGUCAACAUCAGUGAAGAUGCUUCAGCGGGGGAGACAGUUUGCACUUUAACAGCAAUGGACUUAGAUUGGUCACCUGAAAAUGCACACAUUGACUUUUUCAUUUUCAAUGGCAAUGCCCACAACCUGUUCUAUUUGGAAAACAGUGGAGUACUCUCCCACCUUCCAAUUAUAGUAACUGGAAAACUUAUCAUUAAUGAGCCUUUGGAUUAUGAAGAUGCCUCUGUACAUAGGUUAGAGAUCUUUGUGUCGGAUCAAGGGUUUCCUCCGCUAAAUUCCAGUGCAACCAUUAUAAUAAAUGUUCUUGACUCUAAUGACAACCCCCCGCUGUUCAGCAGUUCUGAAUACCAUGUAAGUGUGAGUGAGCAUCUGCCAUUAUAUAGUACAAUAAUCAUAAUUUCAGCAAGCGACUCUGAUACUGGAGAAAAUGCAGACAUCACAUAUAGUAUUGUAACUGGAAACAAUGAAAGUAUUUUCACUAUUAAUGAACGAAAUGGUACCGUUACCCUGGUGCAUCCUUUGGAUUAUGAAGAAACCAUGAAAUAUUCACUGACUUUACAAGCUAAGGAUGGGCAUGGAAGCAAUGGAAAUGUGGCAUUUGCCUUACUGUCCAUCACUGUUCUGGAUGAGAAUGACUUUGCACCAAAAUUCCUUUUUCAGAGCCAAAGCUGCAGUAUCUAUGAAAAUGUGCCAUUCUUUUCACCUGUGUGUACAGUUAAUGCCAUUGACUUUGAUUCGGGACAGUACGGCAUCCUCAGUUUCUCCAUUCAAUCUUCUUGCUUUAAUGACCAACAGCACCCAGCGACAUUUUUAAUUGACUCAUUAACGGGAGAUAUUUAUACCAAGCACAGAAUUGAUUAUGAAAUGCAGGAAAGACAUUGCCUCGUUGUUCAGGUGAAAGACAGAGGUGAUUCCUCUGCUUGUGUCUUAGUUUAUAUAGACAUCGUGGGAGAGGAUGAGUUUCAGCCAGUUUUUUAUGAAAGCCAAUAUUUAUUUGAGUUGCCGGAAGAGAACGUAGCGGGGCAGGAAAUUGGCAAAGUAGGGGCCUUGGAUAAUGAUGAGGGAUUUGAUGGAGUAGUGCAUUAUUUUCUUGAGAAGCCCUCUCAGUUUUUUUCCAUUAAUAUGACAAGUGGGAUGAUAUACCUAACAAGUACUGUACAUAAGAAAAGAAGUAAUGCAAGGAAGAACGAUGAAUUUAUUGAGUUCCAUGUAAAAGCUCACAGUCCAAAAUUUGAUUCUAAGUCAGCAACGUGUACCGUGAGAGUUAACAUUUCUUCAGCUCUUGAAGAUUACCCUGUUUUGUCAGCAAACAUACUUUCCAUCACUUUCAGCAUUUGUUUUGUGGUUUUCUUGCUUUUGGCUAUAAGUGUUAUUGCUAUUAUUCUUAGACAUAAGAGAAAAGAAGUUGUAAAUCCUUGUGGGAUUAAGGAGGUUACCAUUCCAGCAACUGACUCAAAAGACUGCAAAAGUAAAGAAUGCCCAAAAUAUGAUCAUAUCAAAACCAAUACAGCUUCAGAUACCCACGAGUGGCUUGGAUUAGUUGAUAUAAGAGAAAAGAAAGAUACCGGACCUAAAUGCAGGAAUUCUGACUCUAGUGGGCAUGGCUCAACAGAAGGAGAAACUGCUGAAGAUGAAGAAAUCAAGAUGAUCAAUGAAUAUCCUCUUAGGAAAGAAGCUGGAUCAGUUCUGAGUGAUAGAACCUCUCGGGUGCCAGAUUCUGGAAUACCUAGGGAUUCUGAUUUGCUUUCUUGUGAGUCAGAUGAAACUGACUUGGUGCUAAGGACAGAAAGCGCAGAGAGCAUCGUCAUUCUCAGACAUGGUAAAGAUGAAUAUAAUUCUAAUAAUAUUCAUGACAAGGAAGUGCCACACUCCAAUCAUAGUCCUUUGAAAACCAGUAAAGAUACACCUUUGCACAACAGGAUGGACUACAUAUUUGUCCCAACACCACAUGAAUCAAGGUAUGGGUCUCUUGCUUCACUGGUGGCAUCGGAUGAGGAUCUAAGAGGAAGUUAUAACUGGGACUAUUUGCUGAGCUGGGAACCCAGAUUUCAGACACUUUCGUCUGUGUUUUGUGAUAUUGGAAAUUUAAAGGAUGAGAAGAUGCACAGGCAUGGCUUGCCAAAACAAAAAAAACCUUUUAUAUUUCCACCUCCUUUAAUAACAUCUGUAGCACAGCCAGGUAUAAGGGCUGUGCCCCCAAGGAUGCCAACUAUAAUGUCUGGACAAACAUUUUUAAAAUACCCACGCUCUCCUUUUUUCACUAAUCUUGCAUGUCAGCCUUCAUCUAUGACCCCAACGUUUUCUCCUUCUCUGUCAAUGCUCACAGUGCAUACACCUUCCGCCUCUCCUGUGCUGUCAGGCACUGGUGUUUCUGGGAUAUCUAUGCCAAGUCUCUCAGAAGAACUACUUAUCCAACAAGAGUUCCAAGUGUAAACCUCAAGCCAUUGCAAGGUUCAUGGACAAUUAACACGUAUAUGGACGAAAUAAAGCAUAUCUUAUGUAACCCAUUGUAUUUCCUACAAAUAGCAAGGAGAUAUUUAUGUUCUGCUUGUACCAUUGUUUCUCUAAAUCAGUAAGUCAAUGGAGUUUUUAGGUCAACAUAAUGUUACCUUGAGAAAAUUUCUCAAAUAUUUGUAUUCUUGUUGCAGUGAAUUGCACACUUACAUGGGGAGAAAUGUUAUGUUUGUUUCUCGGUCUUUAGGUUCUAUACUUUUUAAAAAAUAAGGUUGACAGCGGUAAACUCGUUUUUACAGAGUUAGACCCCAGCAUGUUCAUGUAUUAUAUUUGAGUUCACAUUCAAUUUAGUAGACAACUUCCCAGUUGAAUUUUUAUUAGCUACUAAAAUUAUAACCAUUAAUUUUUCAUAUGGCUAUUGUGAAUAUUGUAUAAGUGCCUUCCCUAUAUAGCCAGUGAGCCAGUCAUCAUGCUGCACUAUUGUUGCCAUAUGUAAUAUACUAAAAAUUGUUGCCCCAGAUGCACAUCAAGAACAAUCAAUAGACUAGCAAAUACUUUCAGUUUCUUCAACAGGAAAUGUCAAAUCCCCUAUUUAUUGGAUUUUCCAGACAAGUUUGGAUUUGAAAAAAACCCAGGGAAGGCACUUUUCCCGUCAUACUUUCACCCAAGGAAAAAAACAUAACACAAGACACUGCUGGUACUGUGCUACAUUAAAGAAAGUGCUGGAAUCCUAAUGCAACUCCUAUAUGUAGAAAGAGAGAGUUGCUUACACAGUAUGUAGCCUCAUUUUUAUGCAACAUUCCAUUAGUGGGGGAAAAAUAGGGACACGUGUAUGACCUUUCUCUACAUAAAUAUAAUUCUUAUAUAAAUUUCUAUUUACUAGGGCUGCACUAAACAUCAAUCCUAAAAAUCCCAUUGGCGCCUUCCAUAUUCACUGUUCUCUGAAUAUGCCCUGGGCUUGCAACUGUUGAUAUCAGUGUUAGAACUGCCCUUGCAGUUGAAGCAUUGAAAGCAUUAGGGGCCAAUUUUUUAAACCUGGAUUUUUUCUGGAGACAACUCAAUUUUUUUAGAGGAAAAAACCUGGAAUUUUUUGAGAUUUAUUAUACCACAAAGCUGCUACAAAUCGGAAUAUGAAAAUUUUCCACCUAAAACCUGUCAAGGUCAUGAAGAAGUCAAGGGCAGAUUUCCCUUUUAUAAUUUGAAGAUGUUUCUUGAUAUGUGAUCUGUUCUGUUUUUCGCACAAUAAUCUAAAAAAAUCAGGGUUUUCGGCGACAACUUCAAGUGAAAAAAAUCAAGCGAUUCUGGUGUCAAAUUUGACAAACAAAGUUGUACAAUUUGAAUUACCACUUGAUUUUGUUGAGACUUUUUCCCGCCUGACUUUUUCAAGCUGAUUAUUUGAGUUAAAUUUGUGGAUGGAAGUUAGGUUGACUAUGUUUUAAAAAAGAGAUAAAUUUGAGUUUUAGUAAAUAUCCCCCCUUAUUAUCAACUGAUAAAAUGGCAGCAACAGAAUAGUAUUAAAGAGUAAUGGUUUCCCAAUAUGAAUUCCUGAAACUUUAUAAUGAGAUAUAGAACACUGUGGUCUCUAUUCACUAAAAGGUUGGAUAAACCCCUUUCACUUCUUAUAUUUUCACGAUAACACUGAUUCACCAUGCCCUAGUACCUCUUAAAUAUAAAAAUUAUAUAUAUUAUUCAAAAUAUAUCUGAAAUACUGGUUGGAAUUGAGUGAAUACAUGGCUUCUUGUGUCCAAAGCUGCAGUCUAGAAUUACAACUCCCUCUAGAUUGAGCAGCCGCAUUUUUAAACCGAUGAAAAUAACAAAAUGGCAUUUCUAUCAAAGAAAAUAUGUUUAUAUGCAGUUGUUAUGUAUAAAAAAAAUCUUCUCAAUCUUUAUCCAUAGGUGAUAAAAAUAUUAAAUAAUUUUACAAUUUCACUAUUUUUUCACUUUAGCUCGAUGAAUCAGGAAUGUAAGUUGCCAAUAUCUCACAAAUCAUUACCCAAAGAUAUUUUCAGGUGUGAGUCAAGAUUUCCUUAUUUACUGACAAGAUCCUUGUGUUAAAAAAAAAAUGACAGAGCACACAAUUUACAUAGCAUUCUAUAAUUUCUGAAGGCCAGAUUGACUGCAAAUACAUAAAUAUAUCAAUCUUGUGAUUUAUGCAAGUUGGGCACAUGCUCAGCCAACACAUUUAGACUGACCUAACAGUAUCCUCAGGACAGAACUAACCAGUUCAUGUACCUAUUCAGGUAUUGUUAAAUUAAUAUAAUUUACAUGUGCAGUAACCCAUAACAACCAAUCAGGAAUUAGAUCAGCCUGCUGCAAAUAGAAUCCUAAAAGCAAAUUAACCCACAAACAUUUGUUUCUACACUACUCACAGUGCAGCUAAUUAAGAUUUUAUUUUUUAUGAAUUCUAUAUGUUUACACAUUGAAACAAAGCUGAUAUUGUGGAAAUAUUGGAACAGCCUCUGAUCAGGCGCUCGUAAUGGAAAUCUAGUUGUCUACAUACAGUUGUUUUCUAUUUCACAUAAGGGGGAAAGUACAGUAUUUCUAGUUUCUUCAGAUCUGCCAUAUUUGGUGCUUCAUUUCAUUCCUAGCGAUAUCAUUUCAAACCCAAGCAACCAAAAUAAAACAGUGUUCUCUCACGAGGUACAGCUGUACUAUAUGAUGUUUGGUACGAAAUACUAUAGGCUGUAAAUGUUAUGUUUAUUGAAAUUUACUGAUAGUAUUGUUUUAUAUUUUAUAGAUACAAUGCAUUCAAGACACCUACAGAAUGCUAAAAUUAUUUAUGGAUUAUAUAAACAGGUCCUGUUUUGACAAAAAUGAUUUCAAGGCAAAUUUCCUGAUACAGUGUUUUCCGUUCAUCUGUCAUUUAAGCCAAAAAAAAUAAAAAAGAAUUUGUAUAUAUCUUUUUUAUAAUAAUAUGCAAAAAAAAUACA